Meloidogyne enterolobii is the source of this 999-nucleotide messenger RNA. The record is from the annotation of a GenBank genome assembly. NCBI's taxonomy places the organism in Eukaryota, Metazoa, Nematoda, Chromadorea, Rhabditida, Meloidogynidae.
AUGGGAAAUUACAAAUCCAGACCUCAACUUUCCUGUGCGGAAAAAAUUCGUAUUCUUGUUGAGCGCUUUAAUAAUAAUAAUGAGAUAACAACAAACAAUUCAGUUAAUCAAAAAAUAAUUAAAAGAAGAAAAUCAUUUUUGGAACAACGAACAAAAAAUGGUUAUACUCCUCUACAUAUAGCUAUUUAUAAAGGAGAAAAAGAGGCUGCAAUUACUUUAUUAGCUUCUGGGGCUGAUCCAAAUGGUGUCCAACCAUCAGGGGUUCCUCCACCUUUGCAUUUGGCUGCAAUGACUGGAAAUGCGGAGUUAAUUGAAAUCCUCGUUUCCCACGGUGCUGACCUAAAGGCUUAUGAUUUUGUUCGUUAUACAGCUUUACAUUGUGCUGCAUAUUUUGGGCAUGAAAUGGCUGUUAAAGAAUUAAUAGCUGCUGGAGCCGAUCCAAAUGCUUGUGGAAGUGUGCAUGAUAGACCAGCAUUCUUAGCUGUUGGAGCCGAUCCAACACUUGAAGACGAUGAAGGGAAUACUUCCCUCCAUUUUGCUGCCAAAACAGGCCAUAGUUCUUCAAUCGGUCUUUUAUUAUCAAAAGCAGGGGAAAAGGAAGAGAUUAAAAGACAAUUUGCUCUUAAAACAAAUAUUUACGGAGACACUGCUUUACAUUCUGCUUGUUAUAUGGGAAGAACAGAUGCAGCUAAACAAUUAUUAAAUACAAUUGGAAGUGAAGUUCUUAGCAUGGUAAAAUUAUUUGAAUUAAUUAAGAUGAAUUUUUUGAAGGAAAAUUUAUUUUCUGAAACGCCUUUAAUGGCUGCAUGCACAGCUGGAAGGUUUGAAUUAGUUUGUUUUCUAAUGCGACAACCAGAAGUGGACCCAAACCAUCAGGCACAAGACGGACAUACUGGUAGGAAAAUUGAGAAAUUUUUUGGGAAAAUUGUGCAUGGAAAGAAUCAAGUGAAGGAGAGAAAUUCUCUUUACGGAGAAUUUACUAAAAGGAGGAGUUUAUAG